ACACAUCGACUUCCUUGCUCAUCCUUGCAUCUCGAGUCGCUUGCAGAGACUAAUCAUCAAUGAUUCAUCAUUUCACGUGGCCGAAUCACAACACCAAUGGAAAUAUCAGCGACUAUUGGAUGCUGCAUCUCACUCACUCACAGAACUGCGAUUAGUUCUGAUAUACUCAGGACGACAGACACAUACAGGGAUGUCUGCUAUCCAGUGCUAUCCUUCACUCGCAAUACGUCACUGCGGAGACUAUGUCUGAAGCUUAUGCAUUUUCAUCGAGUUGCUGACCUGGAUGCAUUAUGUCAAGUCUUACUUUCCAUCAAGUCAGGCCAGCUUCGAGAAAUAGUGAUAGUUUUCCAACCAUAUUCACUGUACCCAGGAAUCGAUGUAACGGAGGCAGUGAAAACCACGCUCAAAUUUCACGAGUCUGCUCGCUACGAAGAGAUUGACAAUUAUCUCUCAUCCGAUUCAUUCAGGAUGCUGAGCAAAGUAGAAUUCGCAAACUCCACCCAGCGUUAUGGGAACCCACCCGAAGAUAUCAUUCCGGUGAACACAGUGGCCGAGGAGCUGUGGAGGCAGCAACUUGCGCCUUUAUUCCCACGACUGCUCAAGCGAGGCAUCUUCCGCUGCAGCGCCACAGUGAAGAAAGCUCUGGAUGCAGACGGCUUUUGAUCAUUGCGGCCGUUGUACCUGCUGUAGAUACUUCUCGAAUUCGCGGUAUCGUCCCACUCUGGCAACGGUGAAGGGCACACUUAAGUGGACCGAGAUGCCUUCUACCCUCGUCUCUCCGGCUAUCCGAAAUGUCAUUAACAUACCCUAGCAUCCACUUUCCCGCAAACCGCCAUUGCCAUCGCGAAACUCAGACAUUCUUCUUCUCCAUUUCGUCUCCACCUCUU
Laetiporus sulphureus 93-53 is the source of this 887-nucleotide messenger RNA. RefSeq lists its product as uncharacterized. The coding region runs from base 97 to 663 and encodes 188 amino acids. Lineage: Eukaryota; Fungi; Basidiomycota; Agaricomycetes; Polyporales; Laetiporaceae. The transcript is spliced from 3 exons. The record is from RefSeq and is a predicted model, not a curated record.